Leopardus geoffroyi (Geoffroy's cat) is the source of this 4859-nucleotide messenger RNA. It is a transcript of the gene ARHGEF37, whose product is annotated as Rho guanine nucleotide exchange factor 37. NCBI's taxonomy places the organism in Eukaryota, Metazoa, Chordata, Mammalia, Carnivora, Felidae. The record is from RefSeq and is a predicted model, not a curated record. The coding region runs from base 118 to 2145 and encodes 675 amino acids. Gene Ontology annotation, cellular component: cytoplasm. The transcript has 13 exons. Gene Ontology annotation, molecular function: protein binding; guanyl-nucleotide exchange factor activity.
CCUCCGUGGGACCCGCGGCGCCGAGGCCCAGACGCGGCGCGGGGCAGUGGAGCCGGGCGCCCCUGGCGCCCCCGCGGCUGCGUCGCCGGAGGCAGAGAUCCGCGAGAACCUGCUGACAUGGCUGAACAUGGGACUGAUGAGCCGUCCUCCAGUACAGGGAGUCCCGACGGAGAAGGUCGGGACUCUGGGGACAGAUUGUUGCUGCAUCAGAGGCUGGCUGUCAGAGAGCUCAUUGACACCGAGGCCUCCUACCUGCACAUGCUCCAGCUCUGUGCCUCAGACAUCAGGAGCCGCCUGCAGCAGCUGCCCCAGGGAGACCUGGAUGUCCUGUUCUCAAACAUCGAUGAUGUCAUUGAAGUGAACAGCAAAUUUCUUCAUGAUCUCCAAGAGACGGCAUCCAGGGAAGACAAGCAAGUGCACUCAAUUGGCAACUUAUUCCUGGAAUUCCAAGAGGAGCUGGAGCGAGUCUAUAAGGUCUACUGCGCCAGCUACGACCAGGCCUUGCUGCUGGUGGAGACCUACCGGAAGGAGCCAGAGCUUCAGCGAGAGAUCCAGGGCAUCAUCGAGGCAGCGGUGCCACAAGCUGGGCCCUCAGGCCUCAGUUUCUUACUGGUAAUCCCUCUGCAGAGGAUUACCAAGUACCCAUUGCUGCUGCAGAAAAUCCUGGAGAACACAGAUCCUGAUGCCAGUGCCUACCCUGUACUUCAGAGGGCUGCCUCUGCCCUCCAAGACGUGAACGCCAACAUCAAUGAGUACAAGAGGCGCAAGGAAGUGGCCUCCAAGUAUACCAAAGUGGGGCAGCUGACGCUCAGGGAGAGGCUGGCCCGGAUCAACACGCACACCCUCUCCAAGAAGACCACCCGGCUGAGCCAGCUGCUGAAGCAGGAAGCUGGGCUUGUGCCCAGGACAGAAGACAAGGAAUUCGAUUACUUAGAAGAGAGGUUGCACUGGGUGUCGCUGUGUGUGACCGAGACGAAGAACAACGUGGCUGUUUACCUGGCUAAUCUGGAGGCUUUCCUCCGCUUCAGGCCGCAGGAAUCCGAGCUGGACAUCCCUGGGGGGCCGGUGGUGCAGUACUGCAGCCUGAUGGGAGACCUCCAGCUCCAGGCCUUCCCAGACUUUAAGCAGCGGCUGGAAGGCCUGGUAUGGCAGCCAUUGUGCAGCCUCGCUAAAGCCCUGAGUGGCCCUCAGAACCUGGUCAAGAAGCGUCUGGACAAACUACUGGACUUCGAGAGGGUGGAAGAGAAGCUGUUGGAGGUGGGCAGCGUGACGUACGAGGAGCAGGAGGCCCGGCACACGUACCAGGCCCUCAACUCCCUGUUGGUGGCUGAACUCCCCCAGCUUAACCAGCUGGCCAUGCGGUGGCUGGGCCAGAUCUUGCACACGUUCGUGGACCUCCAGAGGGACCUUGCAAAGCAAGUGCUGCAGAGGGCAGAGGGCAGCUUGGCCCAGCUGCCUCACCACCACCUCUCCGAGCCAGCCUUCAGGAAGCUGGUGGAGGAUGUGCUGGGCCAGACUGGUCACCAGCUUCGCUCCUUUCAAGAGAACUUUGAGAAAGUGCUGCCACCUCCCACCAUACAGCCGCUCCUUCCAGGGGCUGAACGCCAGGUGCAGGCGCUGCUAAGCAGAUAUGGCCCCGAGAAGCUGUACCAGGUGACAAGCAACAUCAGUGGGGCUGGGACUCUGGACCUGACGCUGCUGCGGGGCCAGAUUGUGGCUCUCCUUCAAAACAAGGACACCAAAGGCAACAGCAGCCGCUGGCUGGUGGACACUGGGGGGCAUCGAGGGUACGUGCCAGCUGGGAAGCUGGAGCUGUACCGUGUCAUCCCCGGUCAGGAGGAGGUCAAAGAGCAAGUGCGGCCUCCCAAGGACUCCCAUCAUCUAACACCAGAGCCCAGCCCAGCCCCAGUCCCCUCCGUCCCAACAGUGACCCAGGUGGUGGCAGUGUACCCCUUCGUGGCCAGAAGCAGCCAUGAAGUGAGUCUGCAGGCAGGCCAGCUGGUGACUGUCCUGGAGGCCCAGGACAAGAAGGGGAACCCAGAAUGGAGCCUCGUGGAAGUGAACGGGCAGAGGGGAUAUGUGCCUUCCAGCUUCCUGGCCAGGGCCCCAAGCCCAGCUCCGUGGGGCUGGAGUCUGCCCUCUUAGGGUGCCCUCCUUGGAGCCCGUGUUGCCAAGGGAUGGGGAGGCUUAGAUGCCGUGAUCCUGCGAAGGAACAGAAGCCAAGAGAAGGCGGGGCUGGAAGGGGGGGAUCAGGCCAAGGUUGGGUGAAGGGCAGCCAGAAGAGGUGGGUGGACCUUGGAGAGUACCCGGCUUGGCUUGGGUGAGCUUGGAAGGCUCCAGGCAGAACCACUGUUAUGCCUGCAAAGAAGGUGGUUCCCAUCUGAAGUCACAACCGCCUGGAUGGCAGGUCAGAUUGAUAAGGACUUGCUGUAGCUUAUGGCCAAUCUUACCUGUGCUUUCAUCCAGCCCUGCCCAUGGGAGUGGGUCACCCAGGUGAAGGGUACCUGCGUGCGAUGGGGUUACGGGGACACACUGGAAAGGUCCAGGACUACCUGCCCUGAUGGUUCGCUUCCUUCAUGUGGCAUCAGGAGACACCACAGCCGACCGGUCGUCUUUUAUUUCUCCACUCCACGCUGGGAGCUGAGCUAUCCUGGGCAUCGAACCCCUGGGAGCCCUCUUGAGCAGGGAAGCCAGGCCCUGUGGGGCCCGUGGGAAGGUUCUCAGGAGACCGUUGGCCCGGCCAGGGAAUGGGGGUGGCCACGUCACAGUUCUGGAAUGUGUUUAGGCAAAUUGAGAGGCUGUUCCGGGGAAGGGAGGGACUUUGAAAGUGUGUUACGUGGGGCCUGUGAGGCUGUUGCACACUGCCGUUGUGUUCGCUGGAUUAGGGAGCGAAAGGCUAUGCAAAUGGCAGUGGCAACUCUAUGCAGCAAGUGGUCAAAAGCCUGGUGGGUGGGGGAGCUUAGGCAUGGCUUGGUUUCCAGUUUCUGGAAGUUGGGAGCUAGGGGGAAUCCCCGGUGGUUUCAGGGCCUGGAGGCAGCAGUGAAUGUGAAGUCAGUUGGCCGUGGAGCCUUAGAAACAGGACACAACCUGUUUUUCCCUCCCUGCCACGAAGAUCCAACUCAUAGGGUUGUGGUGAGAAUGAGCUGAGGCUAAGGUUGGGAAGCUGCUUGUAAAUUGCGAAGUGUGGUAUAAAUGUAAAUUGCCUUUGGUAGCAGGAUGUGCCCAGCAUCACCUGACCCAGCUGCAGCUAGGAGCGUUCCGCUCCCCAUUCCCCGGGGCCCGACAUUGUCAAUCAAUGUGGCGGCCUUUUCCACAAACCCAGGGUCUACUUCAGGAUCCUUCUCAACACUGCAUUCUAGGCAGCCAGUCAGUCUCUUGAACUUGGUGAGAUCAAACUCAUUGUCAACCCUUUCUUGAACCUGGAAAUUGAAAAACAGUUCCUGUUCAAGGAAGACUGGCCCACUGGGGCAAUUUGGGGUGCAGCCACUGUUGAAUCAUCAUCUCUGGGUUGUCACUUUGGCUAAGAUAAAUCUCAAGGUCCAAAGAAGGAGAUGGUCCAGUGUGAUCUUUAAUGCAAAUGAUCAAUUUUGGAACGAACCCAAGUUAGAGUGUGUGUAAAAACUGGUGGCAGUUUUGGCUUAUUUCCAAGAACGUCUCCAUGUUAUUAUAACUGUAGGGCCUAACGCCGUUAGCUCUGGUUUGGGGAGGGCAUUUGAGAAAUAUGCAUGCCUGUGUGAGAGUCUGCACCUCACUCCUCGGCUUGUGAAAGCAGAAGAUGCAUAAUGCAAGAGAAACUCAGUCCCCGCUGGCCCUUUCCCAGCACGAAAUUCACUCUGUAAGAUGCUCUCGGCUCAUUUUCCUUUCUCUUUCCUGCUCAGGUUUCUAGUACCAACAGGAAGCCUAGGGGAGCAGAUAAUAACAUAGAAAAUGCAUUUGUGUGUUCCUCACUGCCGAGAAUCUGCCGUGGGCUGGAAUCCUAGCUCAGGGCUUCUCAACUUGGCUACUUGCUGUGGUCCCUGGGCAACUUUCAGCUGUGACUGAUGCCAGGAUCCCACCCAGAGAUUCUAAUGGAAUUCAUCUGGGGUGUGGCCAGGGCCUCAGGAACUCAGAAAGCUCCCAAGGUGCUUCUGGUGUGCCAUCGGGGCUGGACGAGACACUCAGGGGUAGACGAGAGGGGUGUGCAGUCAGAAGUGGCCACAGGCUAUAGGCUAGGGUGCACCCCAUCGGAGCUUUGUCCUAGCUCAGAUGUUUGGAAUGGGCGGCUGUAGAGGUGGCUUGAAAUAGGACAGCCUGUUCUGUCGGGUCCCAGAAUGUAUAUUUAUUAAGUGCCAUUAACAGGGACCUGAACAAAAGUGUAUGUUCUUGAAGGCGUAAGGGAGAAACCUGAAAUACACUUGGAACCAAAUCGAUCUCGCGAGGGGAAAAUGAAAAUGUGUUCAGUAGCACAUGGGUUGUGGUGUCUUGUAGAUAAGAGGAUGCGAUGAAAAGUCACUGACAGGUAAGAAAUUGCAUGUCGAGAGAGAGAGAACGGCCUGAACUUUCUCCAGGGGACUCUGGGUAAUGUGCCUUUUCCCCCCUCAACGCCUAGAUCCAUUACACUGUGUCUUAUUUAUUUCAUGGUGGGCUCUCACCUAUUAAACUUGCUAAGGUUCCUUGCCUGUGAACCAAACAAGACUGAUUCACGAGGGUAGCCCUCGCUCCCUGCGACAGAGUGGAUCCUCCUUAACCUUUUGGGCCCAAACCCGGUUUUGAACAUGAGGAUAAGAUUACAAUGUCAAGGGAAGACGUACGAUAUGGAGGUCUAGCUUGGUGAAUCAAUGAUGUGACCUGCUGAGAAUAAAGGACUUCACCGAUGAAAA